GCGUCAGCUCGGAGAACACAGAGCCAGUGUGCAGCCACUGAAAGCCUUUGUGUCCGCAGACACCUCCGGGCUCUGCAGCGGACACACGCAGCAAACCUCCCCGCCCAGUAGGCGCAGAAUCCCGGCUUCACCAGGCACCGCGCCCCGCUGAAAAGAGCGCAGGAUGGAGGAUCCCGAAGAGACGGUUUUUAGAGAGAACAGGUGUCGUUAGGUGCAGACAAUUCUUCCCCCGUUUUCGCGUUUAGCAGUCUUUACAGUUACAGAUUAAGCCGACAAAGGGCGAUUUUAGAUUAGGCACUAAAACGACUUGUUAGGAUUAGAAGGGGAAAAAGAAGGGAGGGUGAAUUUUCUGCCGACUUUGUUCGUGUGUGAAGAGAUGGAGAAUGGAAACUUGAAGCAACAGAGAGAAUAAAGGGAGGAGUGGAGAGGAGGGGCGUUUUAUUGUGGCGAGGAGAGCCAGAGGACAGGAGUCUGGAUCUCUCCAGACGCAUAGCACCUAUAAUCGUCUCUGACAGGCUGCAGGAUCGAUCUGAUCCGCAAGAAACCCGGAUCAAAUGCAGAGCAGUGAGGGCAAAGAGGCAGAAGGACCCGCAGAUUCUGCAGACAUGUCGCUGGAGAAGUGCUUGGAGCUGCUGAUAACAGCCAAGAGGGAAGGCAGGGAGGGGGAGAAGGAGCGGCUCUACCGCCACAUGAGCGACCGCUACCUGGAAGUGCUGCGGACCCCCGGUGUGUUCGGCCGGCUCACAGCCGGGGAGAGGGAGCACAUCCUGGCCCGGAGGAUGGAGGGGCGGAAGGUGCUGGCGGUGGCUGAAACCAGCGAGGUGUACGAGCGGGGGGGCAGCCGGGAGAGCAGCCGGCCACAGAGCCCGCAGCAGGACGGCGCCAGGCGGCUGUUUUACCUCGAUACGGAAAGCCAAGCGGGUCAUAAAUCGGCGCGCUGGCAGUGGGAGGAGCUGACCCGACUGCCGGAGGAGAUCCCGGCCAAAGGCUCGGCGAUGUGCACGCUGUACAACUACCUGUUCGUGGCGGGCGGCAUGAGCGGCGCCAAAGCGUCGGAUCGAGUCUUCUGCUACAACCCGCGGACGCGCCGGUGGAGCCAGAUCAGACCGCUCGGCGAGCCGCGCUGCCAGCUUCGGCUCGUGUCCAUGGACGGGCAUCUGUACGCCGUCGGAGGGGAGUGUCUGUUCACCGUGGAGCGCUACGACCCGCGCGCCGACCGCUGGAGCGCCGUGGCGCCGCUGCCGAAAGGCUCCUUCGCCGUGGCUCACGAGGCGACCUCGUGCGGCGGCGAGCUGUUCGUGUCCGGCGGCUCGCUCUUCUACCGCCUGCUGCGCUACGACUCGCGCCGAGACGAGUGGGAGGAGUGUCCGUUCAACGAGAGCCGGCGCCGCUCCACGGACAUGGUGGCUCACCGCGGCCUCGUGUACCGCUUCGACGUGGAGCGCGAGCGCGCCGCGGUGAGCGUGUACAAGUACAACACGGCGGCGAAGGCGUGGCACGGCGGCGCCAGCUUCCCGCUCUCGGAGACGCUGCCGUUUCGCUGCGCCGUGCUCGGCGAGCGGAUCUACUGCGUGAACCGGAGCGGCACGCUGCUGUUCGACGUGCGGGAGGACAGAGAGGGCUUCCUGCCCGACGCGCUGCCCUCGCCGCCGGAUACCCGAGGAGCGCUCGUGCCUUUCGUUCUCGCUCUCUAACGCUACGUUUCCACGUGGUCGGCUAUUUUCAUAAACGGACAUUUCAACCUCUCUGUUUUCAAAAGUAACAUCGCGCACAGCUGUCAGUCUUCAGAUAAGUGUUCGUUUACACGUACCCGUGUAUAUAUGUGCCGUCAAUGCAGCCAAGAGCACGCCAGACCUGUAGGUGGCGGUGUACCGAGACCUGUAGGAGGAGGUGUACCGAGACCUGUAGGAGGAGGUGUACCGAGACCUGUAGGUGGAGGUGUAACGAGACCUGUAGGUGGAGGUGUACCGAGACCUGUAGGAGGAGGUGUAGCGAGACCUGUAGGUGGAGGUGUAACGAGACCUGUAGGUGGAGGUGUAACGAGACCUGUAGGUGGAGGUGUAGCGAGACCUGUAGGUGGAGGUGUACCGAGACCUGUAGGUGGAGGUGUACCGAGACCUGUAGGAGGAGGUGUAGCGAGACCUGUAGGUGGAGGUGUAACCAGACCUGUAGGUGGAGGUGUAACGAGACCUGUAGGUGGCGGUGUACGAGACCUGUAGGUGGA
Perca fluviatilis (European perch) is the source of this 2224-nucleotide messenger RNA. Its product is annotated as kelch repeat and BTB domain-containing protein 11-like. The transcript has 2 exons. The record is from RefSeq and is a predicted model, not a curated record. Gene Ontology annotation, molecular function: protein binding. NCBI's taxonomy places the organism in Eukaryota, Metazoa, Chordata, Actinopteri, Perciformes, Percidae. Bases 555 to 1694 code for a protein of 379 amino acids.